AUGGAAGGGAGGCGCAAUUUUAACGACAUAGUUGCAGAGCCACUGACGGAAGACAGCAGUGAAGAUUGUUUCGAAUGGGUUAAGAACUAUCUGAUAUCUGACGAUCUUUGGGAACUGACGAAUAGUAGCGUAAGACCAGACGAAAAUCAGGUGGAAGAUUUUGCUAAAUGGAGAAGAAACAAUGCUGCAGCAUUGCACGUCAUCCGUAUCUCUUGUGGGCAUCCCAAUCACUCGCAUAUAAGAGGGGUCUCUGAAGCCAAAGUUGCAUGGAUACUCUCUAUUAUACCUACUAUACUACUGCGCCAUGCCCUUCUCCCCCAGAUCAAAGAAUUAGGGAUAAGUAUUCUGUACAAGGCCAUAGCGCAGAACAAGUGGUCGGCUGCAAAAGAAUCCAUUGUUCGCCAUCCUGAGGUAUUGGAUGUAGAUUUUGCCACUUCAAUGGGCGAAACACCUGUUCAUGUGGCUGCAAAGUUUGGGCAUCUGGGCAUAGUAGAGGAGUUGGUGAGAUUAGUUCUAGAAGAAUAUCUGGAGAUACGUGAUGCUUAUUAUAACAAUACUCCGCUUGCAAUAGCUGUUUCACAUAGUGAACUCAUCCCAGUUGCAGCAUGCUUGAUCAACAAAAAUAAAAAGGCACUUGCAAUUCCAAGUGAAGAUUGGCAGAUUCCUGUUACCGUGGCUUUUGAUUCUGGCCAUAAGGAAAUGGGACGUUAUCUUUAUUCUGUCACUCCUUUGGAAGUCUUCAAACCAAAAAACCGCACUGUGGGGCCUGCUUUUCUCGCUAACUAUAUUGCCUUGCAUUUGCUCCAACGAUGCACGGAGCUGCUUUUUGCUACUGACUUGGACGAGGAACCAACAAUUCAAAAUAUUGCACUCUAUCUUCCUAAUACUCUUAAGAAAAGAAUGAGGGAAAUAUACAAGAUGAAGGUGCAACAUCCACAAGCAGCUGAAAUUCUAAAUCUAGUUUGUGAAGAUAUGAUAUAUUUGAAUAAAGUAAAGAAGAAUAUGGUUGGAAAAGCAAUGAUUGCUGCAGCUAAAGCAGAGAAUGUUGAGUUUUGUUUGCGAGUAACGAAGGCAAACCCAGAAUUAAUCACGCUAGUCACUUUUGGCUACCCAGACUUGCCCUUUUUCUUCGAUGCUGUUAAAUAUCGUAGAUCUGAGAUUUUCAAUCUCCUCCAUGGUUUUCGCUUUAAGAAUGUGGCGGUGACAUUAGUUGAUCAUGAGAACUUAAAUAACUUGCUGCAUGUGGCAGCCAUGUUAUCUCCUUCUUCCUACCUUAACUGCAUCCCCGGGACCGCAUUGUAG
Molecule: messenger RNA, 1302 nt
Organism: Neltuma alba
Lineage: Eukaryota; Viridiplantae; Streptophyta; Magnoliopsida; Fabales; Fabaceae
Exons: 4
Coding region: 1-1302 (433 amino acids)
Molecular function (GO): protein binding
Source: RefSeq, a predicted model, not a curated record